Molecule: messenger RNA, 1257 nt
Organism: Polychytrium aggregatum
Lineage: Eukaryota; Fungi; Chytridiomycota; Chytridiomycetes; Polychytriales
Product: WD40-repeat-containing domain protein
Exons: 9
Coding region: 83-1129 (348 amino acids)
Cellular component (GO): catalytic step 2 spliceosome
Molecular function (GO): protein binding; RNA binding
Source: RefSeq, a predicted model, not a curated record
CAGCCAUCCAACACCGAUCUUGCACCAGAGCCUCCUCCGGAAUCGAGAUCGGCUCAAAGGUCAUCAGCGCGCAUCCGUAGCAAUGUCGACACCAUCAUCGGCCCUCAUCUCGGCUCCAGCCCAAUCCAGCGCCGUCAGCAUCUCGAGCCAUCAAAAUGCAGUGACGAUACUUCCGAUCAAACGCACAUCGGCAUUGAAGGCGCCGAUUCUUCUCCUGGAAGGCCACGGAGGCGAGGUUUUCUCCAACAAGUUUAGCCCAGAUGGACAACACAUCGCCUCGGGAUCGUUCGAUCGCAGCAUAUUCCUAUGGAACACCUAUGGAGACAGCGAGAACUAUGCUGUGCUGAACGGCCACGCUGGCCCCAUUCUGGAACUGCACUGGUCUCGCGAUGGAAGCCAUCUGUUUUCAGCUUCGACGGACAAAACGCUGGGCAUCUGGGACACCCACACCGGUACCCGGGUCAAAAAAUUCAAGGGACACACCAACUUUGUCAACACCUGCUGCCCAUCGAGGCGCGGGACAGAGCUGCUCGUGAGUGGCUCUGACGACUGCAGCGCCCGGAUCUGGGAUGCUCGUGAAAAGCACGCUGUGCAGUCGUUCGCCGAGCAGUAUCCCGUUACGGCAACAUGCUGGAACGAGGAUGGAACAAUCGUGUUUGUGGCCGGCAUUGACAAUGAAAUCAAGGCCUACGACUUGAGAAAAAACGAGAUCGUGUACAGACUCAAGGGCCAUCUGGACACCGUCACGGGCCUCAGAUUGAGCCCGGAUGGCACUUCGCUCCUGAGUAAUGCCAUGGACAACACCAUCCGGACCUGGAACGUCAAGCCCUUUGCCGUAGACACCAAUCGGAUGCUCAAGAUCUUCGAGGGUGCUCCGCACGGAUUUGAAAAGAACCUUCUUCGGCCGUGCUGGUCCUCCGACGGCGAUUUUAUCGCAGCGGGCAGCGCAGAUCGCUCUGUCGUGGUGUGGGACGUCAAGACCCGCAAUAUCAAGUACAAGCUGCCUGGGCACAAGGGCUGCGUCAACGAAGUAGACUGGCAUCCCACGGAGCCCAUUAUUGUCUCUGGCAGCAACGACAAAACCAUGUUUGUUGGCGAACUCGAUCCUGAGGAUGUGAGACACAUCUAAAUCCUGUCGAAUGCGUCGCAGGAGCGGAAGGCUGUUGGAGUGGGGGGGGGUGAUCAGCUCGGUUGAUCCGUAUAUGCCCCAAAAGCAAACCUGCAGAUGAAUAGACACCCGUUGGAUUGUCCCUUUGA